UUGAGGAAGUGCGUCUGGCCCGCCCGGCCCGGCCCCCGCGCGCGGCCGGAGCGCAGGGGGCGCAGGGCAGUGGCACCGCCAGGCCCCGGCCCGCCCGCGGGUGUCCGCCCGGCCCUGGCGCCCAGCCCCGCCGCCGCCGCCGCAGAGCGAGACGGCCUUCCGCUCAGCCAUGACCAAACGUCCGUGCCUUCGACCCCACCUCGGGCAGCCACAGCGGUGACCACGGCCAACGUGGAUUUGGGGGAGCAGCCACCCCGAGGCUUCAUGGCUGGCAUGUCGGGGCGACCGCCCAGCAUGUACUGGUGUGUGGGGCCGGAGGGGUCAGCCGUGAGUCCAGAACGCGCCAUGGACACGCACAAUGGUGCCGGGGACAUGGGCAGCAAACUGGCCACACCGGAUGGCGACCCCGGCGGGCGGCGUCCUGGGAUGGAAGACAUUCACGCCGCGUACAAGCGGGGAGACCCCAGCACAGCCCGCCACCUUCUCCGGGAAGCCUGUGAAGAGUGCGCCUCCCAGCGGGAAAAGCGCUGGCCUCCCCGGGGCCCUCUUGCUGUUUGCUUUGACCAGGGCCAGCUCCUGAGCAUCGCAGCGGCCUACGGGGACCUGGAGACCGUCCGCUAUCUUCUCACCGAGAGGCAGGUGGAGCUGCCCACCGAGCCCACGGACGACAACCCCGCGGUGGUGGCGGCGCACUUCGGGCACACGGAGGUCGUGCAGGAGUUGCUCGAGUCUUUCCGAGGUCCUUGCAGCCUCCAGCGGCUGCUGAACUGGAUGCUGGCCCUGGCUUGUCAGCGAGGCCACCUGGGGCUGGUGAAACUCCUGGUCCUGACGUACGGGGCCGACCCCGAGAGCUACGCGGUCAGGAAGAACGAGUUCCCUGUCAUUGUGCGCUUACCCCUGUACGCGGCCAUCAAGGCGGGGAAUGAAGACAUCGCCAUCUUCCUGCUUCGCCACGGCGCUUUCUUCUGCUCCUACAUCCUACUGGACAGUCCCGAGCCCAGCAAACACCUGCUCCGGAGACACUUCAUCGAGGCCAGCGCCCUGCCCAGCAGCUGUUCAGGGAAAGUGCCUCUCCGUGUGAAGUGGGCCCACCUCAAGCUGCCCUGGGUGGACAUCGACUGGCUCAUCGACAUCUCCUGCCAGAUCACGGAGCUGGACCUAUCGGCCAACUGCCUGGCCUCCCUCCCGUCCGUCGUCCCCUGGGGGCUCAUCAACCUGCGGAAGCUGAACCUCUCGGACAACCACCUGGGCGAGCUGCCCGGCGUGCAGUCCUCCGACGAAAUCAUCUGCUCCAGGCUCCUGGAAGUCGACAUUUCCAGCAACAAGCUGGCCCACCUCCCGCCGGGGUUCUUGCACCUCUCAAAGCUGCAAAAGCUGACAGCUUCGAAAAACUACUUAGAGAAAUUGUUUGAGGAAGAGAGUGCCACCAACUGGAUUGGUCUGCGGAAGCUGCAGGAGCUGGAUGUUUCUGAUAAUAAACUGACCGAGCUCCCGGCGACGUUUCUUCAUUCUUUCAAGUCACUCCACUGCCUGAAUGUCUCCAGAAACAAGCUGAAGGUGUUCCCAGAUGCCUGGGCCUGCCCGUUGAAAUGCUGCAAAGCAUCCCAGAAUGCCCUGGAGUGUCUGCCGGACAGAAUGGCCGUGUUCUGGAAAAACCACCUAAGAGACGUGGAUUUCUCGGAAAACGCACUCAGAGACGUCCCCCUGGGCCUCUUCCAGCUCGACGCCCUGGUGUCCUUGAAGUUGCAGGGCAACCAGCUGGUGGCCGUGCCCCCUGCGGAGAAGUGGACCUGCACGCAGCUGAAGACCCUGGAUCUCUCCAGAAACCACUUUGGCAAAAAUGAAGAUGGACUGAAAACAAAGCGCAUUUCCUUCUUCACCACCAGGGGGCGCCAGCGGUCAGGGACUGAGACAGCGUGCCCGCUGGACUUCCCGGCCUUCCUCAGCGAGUCCCUGGAGGUCCUCUGCCUGAACGACAACCACCUGGACGCCGUGCCCCCCUCGGUGUGCCUGCUGAGGAGCCUGUCGGAACUCUACCUGGGAAACAAUCCAGGCCUGAGAGAGCUCCCUCCCGAGCUGGGGCAGCUGGGCAACCUCUGGCAGUUGGACAUCGAAGAUCUGAACAUCAGCAACGUGCCCGCGGAGAUCAGGAAAGAAGGCCCCAAGGCCAUGCUGUCCUACCUGCGCGCCCAGCUGCGGAAGGCGGAGAAGUGCAGGCUGAUGAAGAUGAUCGUGGUGGGGCCCCCGCGCCAGGGCAAGUCCACGCUGCUGGAGAUCCUGCAGACGGGGCGCGCCCCCCAGCCGGGGCACGGCGAGGCCACCAUCCGGACCACCAAGUGGGAGCUGCAGCGGCCGGCGGGCGCCAGAGCGAAGGUUGAGUCCAUCGAGUUCAGCGUCUGGGACAUCGGCGGGCCAGCCAGCAUGGCCACCGUCAACCAGUGCUUCUUCACCGACAAGGCCCUGUACGUGGUGGUGUGGAACCUGGCGCUGGGCGAGGAGGCCGUGGCCAGCCUGCAGUUCUGGCUGCUCAACAUCGAGGCCAAGGCCCCGAACGCCGUGGUGCUGGUGGUGGGAACCCACCUGGACUUGAUCGAAAGCAAGUUCCGCGUGGAGAGGAUCGCGACGCUGCGGGCCUACGUGCUGGCGCUCUGCCGCUCCCCCUCGGGGUCCCGGGCCACGGGCUUCCCAGACAUCACCUUCAAGCACUUACACGAGAUUUCCUGCAAGACCCUGGAGGGCCUGGAGGGGCUGCGGCAGCUGAUUUUCCACGUCACGUGCAACAUGAGGGACGUGGGCAGCACCAUCGGCUGCCAGCGGCUGGUGGGGAGGCUGGUCCCCAGGAGCUACCUGAGCCUCCAGGAGGCCGUGCUGGCGGAGCACCAGCGCCGCAGGCUGAGCGAUGACGUGCAGUACCUGACGGACAGGCAGCUGGAGCAGCUGGUGGAGCAGACGCCCGGCAACGACAUCAGCGACUACGAGGACCUGCAGUCCGCCAUCAGCUUCCUCAUCGAAACCGGCGCGCUGCUGCACUUCCCGGACACCAGCCACGGCCUGCGGAACCUCUACUUCCUGGACCCCAUCUGGCUGUCCGAGUGCCUGCAGCGCAUCUUCAGCAUCAAAGGCUCCCGCUCCGUGGCCAAGAACGGGGUGAUCCGGGCGGAGGACCUGCGCCUGCUGCUGGUGGGGACCGGCUUCACGCAGCAGACGGAGGAGCAGUACUUCCAGUUCCUGGCCAAGUUUGAGAUCGCCCUGCCCGUGGCCAACGACAGCUACCUCCUGCCGCACCUGCUCCCAUCCAAGCCCGGCCUGGACACCCACAGCAUGCGGUACCCCACGGCCAACACCAUCCAGAGGGUGUUCAAGAUGAGCUUCGUGCCCGUCGGCUUCUGGCAAAGGUUCAUAGCGCGGAUGCUGAUCAGCUUGGCGGAGAUGGACCUCCAGCUGUUCGAGACGAAGAAGAACAGCAAGAGCCGCCACCGGAAGGUCACCAUCUACAGCUUUGCCGGGAAUCAGAGGAAUCGCUGCAGCACCUUCCGGGUGAAGAGGAACCAGACCAUCUACUGGCAGGAAGGCCUCCUGGUCACGUUUGAUGGGGGCUACCUCAGCGUGGAGUCCUCGGACGUGAACUGGAAAAAGAAGAAGAGCGGGGGAAUAAAGAUCAUCUGCCAGUCGGAAGUGAGGGACUUCUCCGCCAUGGCCUUCAUCACCGACCACGUCAACUCCUUGAUCGAUCAGUGGUUUCCCGCCCUGACGGCCACGGAAAGCGACGGGACCCCCCUCAUGGAGCAGUACGUGCCCUGCCCGGUCUGCGAGACCUCCUGGGCCCGGCACACCGACCCCGGCGAGAAGGCGGAGGGCGUGCAGUACUUCGACAUGGAGGACUGCGUGCUGACGGCCAUCGAGCGGGACUUCAUCGCCUGCCCCAGGCACCCCGACCUCCCCGUGCCCCUCCAGGAGCUGGUGCCCGAGCUGUUCAUGACCGACUUCCCGGCCAGGCUCUUCCUGGAGAACAGCGAGCUGGAACACAGCGAGGACGAGAGCAGCGUCCUGGGCCAGGGCGGCAGCGGCACCAUCAUCUACCGCGCCUGCUACCAAGGCCGGCCGGUGGCGGUGAAGCGCUUCCAGAUCAAGAAGUUCAAGAACUUCGCUAACGUCCCGGCCGACACGAUGCUGAGGCACCUGCGGGCCACGGACGCCAUGAAGAACUUCUCGGAGUUCCGGCAGGAGGCCAGCAUGCUGCACGCCCUGCAGCACCCCUGCAUCGUGUCCCUGAUCGGCAUCAGCAUCCACCCGCUCUGCUUCGCCCUGGAGCUCGCCCCGCUGGGCAGCCUCAACACCGUGCUGUCCGAGAACGCCAAAGAUUCUUCGUUCAUGCCCCUGGGCCACAUGCUCACCCAGAAGACGGCCUACCAGAUCGCCGCGGGCCUGGCCUACCUGCACAAGAAGAACAUCAUCUUCUGUGACCUGAAGUCGGACAACAUCCUGGUCUGGUCCCUGGACGUCAAGGAGCACGUGAACAUCAAGCUGUCGGACUACGGCAUCUCCAGGCAGUCCUUCCACGAGGGCGCCCUGGGCGUGGAGGGCACGCCCGGCUACCAGGCCCCGGAGAUCAGGCCCCGCAUUGUGUACGAUGAGAAGGUAGACAUGUUCUCCUACGGAAUGGUGCUCUACGAGCUGCUGUCGGGACAGCGGCCCGCGCUCGGCCACCACCAGCUGCAGAUCGCCAAGAAGCUGUCCAAGGGCAUCCGCCCGGUGCUGGGGCAGCCGGAGGAGGUGCAGUUCCAUCGGCUGCAGGCACUCAUGAUGGAGUGCUGGGACACGAAGCCCGAGAAGCGACCGCUGGCCCUGUCCGUGGUGAGCCAGAUGAAGGACCCGACCUUCGCAACCUUCAUGUACCAGCUGCCCUGUGGGAAGCAGACCGCCUUCUUCUCGUCCCAGAGCCAGGAGUACACGGUGGUGUUCUGGGACGGCAAGGAGGAGUCCAGGCCAGGCCGGGAUGAGGGGGGCGGCCCCCGGCCCUGCGGAGCUGACCACGCCAUCGCCACCCCUUGCAGGAACUACACGGUGGUGAACACGGAGAAGGGCCUCCUGGAAGUGCAGAGGAUGGGCUGCCCGGGCAUGAGGCUCAGCUGCCAGAUCAAAGUCCAGAACUCUCUGUGGACGGCCACCGAGGACCAGAAGAUCUACAUCUACAGCCUCAAGGGCAUGUGCCCCUUAAACACGCCGCAGCGGGCCUUGGACACGCCGGCCGUGGUCACCUGCUUCCUGGCGGUGCCUGUGUUGAAGAAGAAUUCCUUCCUGUUGCUGGCGGGCCUGGCGGACGGGCUGGUGGCAGCGUUCCCCGUGGUGCGGGGCGCCCCUGAGGACAGCUGCUCCUACCUGUGCUCGCACACGGCCAACAGGUCCAAGUUCAGCAUCCCGGACGAGGACGUGCGGCAGAACCCCUACCCCGUGACGGCCAUGGAGGUGGUGAACAGCGGGUCCGAGGUCUGGUACAGCAACGGGCCGGGCCUGCUGGUCAUCGACUGCGCCGGCCUGGACAUCAGCCGGCGGCUGGAGCCCUACGCGGCCCCGUCGGCGGUCACCUCGCUCGUGUGCAGCUCGGACUGCGGGGGCGAGGAGGUGGUCUGGUGCCUGGACGACAGGGCCAACCUCUUGGUCAUGUACCACUCGGCCACCUACCAGCUGUGCGCCCGCUACUUCUGCGGGGACCCGAACCCCGGGAGGGACGUGUUUCCCGUGCGCCCCUCGGGCCUGGAGCCGCCGGACGGCCCCGGGGCCAGCCGGCAGGAGCCCGAGGCGGACUCCAUCGCCGACGUGAGCAUCAUGUACAGCAAGGAGCUGGGCACACAGAUCCUGACGCACCAGGACUCGCUGACCGACUACUGCUCCAUGUCGUCAUACUCCUCGUCCCCCCCGCGGCGGGCCCCCCUGUCCCCGGACAGUUCCUCCAGCGUCCUCUUCUCCACCGACGGGGAGGGCUCGGACCGGCUGCUCGAGCCCACGGCCGGUUCCGACAGGUCCGAGCAGGAGCUGAGCCCCGUGGACGGCGAGGCGUUCAGCCAGCACCUGCAGGCCGUGAAGGUCCUGGCUGUGAGGGACGUCAUCUGGGUGCCCAGGCGCGGAGGAGAUGUUAUCGUCAUCGGCCUGGAGCGGGACGCGGGCGCCCAGCGGGGCCGAGUCAUCGCCAUCUUGAAAGCCCGAGAGCUGACGUCAAGGGGGGCUCUGGUGGAUGCGGCCGUGGUGGCCAAGGACACCGUCGUGUGUGGCUUCGAGGACGAAAGCAGCGAGUGGUGCCUGGCCGUGUGGCGGGGCUGGGGCACCCGGGAGUUUGACGUCUUCUUCCAGGCCUACGAGGAGCUGGGCCGGCUGGAGGCCUGUGGGCGCAAGAGGAGGUAGCGCCCGGCCGCGGAAGAAGGAGCGUCGCCCGGACCUGGCUGGCCCAGGCCCGCGGGCUGCCCCCUCCACCUGCCGCCACAGCCCUCCUCUGCGGACCCAGAAGAGAAACCGUGUUCUCCCACGAACGGCUUGCUGCUAAGAAGUGCUGAGACGUCCCCGCCCCAGCCCUGGCCGGUGUGGCUCAGUGGACAGAGCGUGUCGGGCCUGCAGACGGAAGGGUCCCGGGUUCGAUUCCGACCCAGGGCACGUACCUCGGUGGCAGGCUCCUCCCCGGC
This is a messenger RNA of Myotis myotis, 6674 nucleotides long. RefSeq names its product leucine rich repeat kinase 1 (gene LRRK1). Gene Ontology annotation, molecular function: ATP binding; protein binding; protein kinase activity. The transcript is spliced from 34 exons. NCBI's taxonomy places the organism in Eukaryota, Metazoa, Chordata, Mammalia, Chiroptera, Vespertilionidae. Bases 265 to 6399 code for a protein of 2044 amino acids. Gene Ontology annotation, biological process: protein phosphorylation. The record is from RefSeq and is a predicted model, not a curated record.